Molecule: messenger RNA, 5248 nt
Organism: Drosophila takahashii
Lineage: Eukaryota; Metazoa; Arthropoda; Insecta; Diptera; Drosophilidae
Product: nuclear factor related to kappa-B-binding protein
Cellular component (GO): Ino80 complex
Molecular function (GO): protease binding
Source: RefSeq, a predicted model, not a curated record
CUUAGAGAAUGGUGAAAAAUCGCGAGAAAACAUGCUUAACAAUAAAAGAAGACAACCUGCAGCGAACGCUGGCAUUGAUAUAACGAGGCGUAAGAGACAAAAUUACAAGUAGUGUAGAGAAAAAAUCGCUCUUUGCGAAAAAAAAUUUGGUGGCGAAUUGUCGGCGAUCCGAUGAGCAACAUAAACAUAAACACAGUGCCCAGGCCGAGUCCGAAUGCAAAUGGUAAUCCAGAUGCGAAUCUGAGUGUGAAUCCGAAUCGCAGUGUGGACUCCGACGAGGAGGAGGCGGAGGAGGGCGAUGGCCGGAUGAGCGACAGCGGAAGCCACACGGCCAGCAGCCAGCGGAGUCGCACGUCGAGCAGCAGCACCUCGGACUCCUCGAGCGGCUCGCCGGAGGAGGAGGAGGAUCCGAAUGGCGAGGACGAGGACCUAUCCGACCAGGAUGCGGCCAGUGGCUCGGAGACGGAGGACGACACCACCACCAGUCGCCAGUCGGACGAACUGGAGCUGGCGCAGCUCGGCGCAAGGGAUAUAUUCCGUUUGCCUCGCGGCCUCUGCGAAAAUUCGGCCAUUUUCCACGAGUUCUUCUCCCUGGAGACCUGGCAGCUGUUGCCCCACCAUCUCCAGGCCCGCCUGCAGCCCCUGCUGCCGGAUUUCUCGGGCCUGGUCUCUGGACAGGCGCAGGCCGGAGCCGAGCAGCAGCGCACCCUGGUGCAGCUAUUCAACGGUGGCCUCCAGCGAUUCGGGCAGUCGCCGCUGCUCCAGCUGCAGCGCCAAUUGGAGGAGGGCAACCUGCGACCGGAUGUCCUGCAGCUGCGGCGGAGCAUCCAGCACUCGGGCCGACGGGAGUUCCGCUUCCGCCAGGCCGAACGCCUCAGCCAGCUGGCCAAGGAGUUGUUCCUGUCCAGGGAGCAGCUGCUCCAGCACGCCUACUCCUCUGCCCCUCCUUCCGACGGCUCCUUUGGCAAGUACCUGCCCAGGUCAAGGCCCCGCAAGCGGAAGCCGCCCACGCUGUCCAUGGAGAACCCACUCUGCUCGCAGCGAGCCAAGAAACGCUACGCCCAGGAACUCCUCGGGCUCAGAAACGAGCUGGAGGCCAAGCCAGGCGACAUCAGUGCCGACGAGGAGGAGGAGGGCGAGGAAUGCGCCCAGCUGAUGGAGCGACUCGCCAAGGCGCCGCCGGAGUUCAAGCUGGAGGAGCCCAAGGCUCCGGAGCCUGUGGGUCCUGGCAGACCAUCGAAUGCGGCGGACAAGAAGUGCAUUUACAACACCUUCUUUAAGCGGCGACCAGGCGUGGACGACGACCUGGUGCUGCGCUCCACGCAGGCGGAGAGGAUCCCCCAGCUGAACGACAAGAACUUCAGGAAGUAUUUAAGGGACUACAAGCGCCGGAAAUUGGAGCAACCGGAGAGUCCCGAGUUCGAUACAUCGGAGGUGCGACUCCGCGACAUCUGCACUCGGGCCCAGUUCGUCGGCAGCUUUAAACCGGGUCGAAAGCCAAAAGCGCUCAUGGCACGCCUCAAUCCCGAUCCCCCUGCUCUGGUGCCCAUUGGAGUUGCGGCGACGAAGAGCGAGUUUGCGGAUGAGGAGACCAUGCUGCUGGACGAACCGCAGCAACUGUACGGCCGCCGAGCGCCCGAUGACCAACCGGAGGAGCACCUGCCGCCCAAGGAGUCCCAGCUUAUGCCAAAGAAAGCGAUACCUGCACCAGUUGUUCUUCCUCAUCCCGUGCCCAAGCUGGAGCCACUGAACACAGCCAACUCGAGUCCCGCGACGGCCAAUCUCUCGAGCAGUCCCGCUGCUGCUACAGCUGCUCCGGCUGCUCCGGCUGCUCCAAUAACUGGACACAUUACCGGUAGUCCCACCCGGGAAGCGCUGAUUCGCCCGCCAGCCUCGCCUCGCCCCGCCUCCUUCUUCUCACUGCUGCGGGAUCUGUUUGUCUCCACACCGCAGCACCGGCUGACCUACGGAGAGCUGCAAAUUCUGUUGUCCAGCUGGCGGGAAAUCAACUCAGAUGCCUCGAUACCCACGGGGGAGUGGCCACGAUUCGUGCCUGACUGGUCAAAGCUGCUCCAGUCGGCUGUUCACUUCCUUUCCGGUGACUUUGGCUCCGUUCCGGCGGACUAUGUGCCCUACAUUGAACACAAAACCCAGCUGGGCAUCUACCAGUGGAUAGGUGCUGGUCGGGAUUCAGAUGCACGACUCCUUAGCCUUUGCCAGUGCUGGCUGCGCACUCAAAGGGAGGAGCAGUCGCAACUGAGCCCUGUUCCGAACUCCAGUGCCCAUUUGGUGGAUGCAUCUCCUACUCCUCCGCCACGGUGUCCAACCACAUGGACUGUGCGCUCAGCCAGCCAGGCGGAGAUGCUGGAAUUCCAGCGGCAGGAGAGGAUACGCUUCGAGUACCCCCAUCGACCAUUCACCUAUCGCUUGAAUGGCUAUGAGAGCGUGGUGGGUCCAGUCAAAGGAAUCUACACUCAAAGUUUGCCACUGAACAAGGCCAGGGGUCAUGCUGUUAUGGUGGACGAUAGACCUCCCUUCGUCACCAUUCUCACCCUGGUGCGCGAUGCCACCGCGCGGCUGCCCAAUGGCGAGGGAACCCGCUCCGAGAUCUCCGAGCUGCUCAAGUGCUCCCAGUACAUCAGUCCGCAGGCGGCGGACAAUGUGUUGCAGACCAUCGUGAGUGGAGCCCUGGAUCGGAUGCACGGUGGUCAGGAUCCGUGCGUUAAGUACGAUGCCAGGCGCAAGAUCUGGAUUUACUUGCAUCGCAAUCGCAGCGAGGCGGAGUUCGAGAAAAUGCAUCGGCAUAAUCAAUCUUUAGUGAAGCAGAAGCAGCAGCAGAGGAAGCAGCUGGGCAGGCCAAAGAUGGCAGAUGGCAGUGAGGGAUCUGGGUUGGUUGAGGAGCAGCUACCCGCCUUGGUGCCAGCAGUGGUUUCUCCAAUUCCAGUGGGUGCUUCCCUGCAAGUGAAGAAACCCUUAACCAUUAAAUGCCCACCAGUGCCGCCCCUGAAAUACCACGUACCACCUGGCACGCCUACUGGUGGAGGAACCAUAGUAGCUGCCUCCCCCAGCCUAAAUCCGAAUCAAAGCCCCAUUCAGCAGGUGCAGAAAUCUCUGCUCCGGCCGGUGGGAGUGCUCAAUCCGGCUACAUCGCCUUCAACGCUUCAACGACAAGUGGGAACUCCUAAAGCGGGCAACUUUGCGAUAUCCAAGAUCAGUCCUACGCGGAAUACCACGCCCAUAUUGGUGUCCACUCCCAGUGGCUUGCAGACCGUGCAUGUCGCUACCACUCCAAACCAAGCCGUAGGAACCCCCGUGGGAAGUCCCACGGUGGCCAAGAAGCUGACCAUCAAGAAACCUGCUGUUGCCAGCAGCAAAAUAGGGAACUUUAUCAUCCCGCUGGAGCAGCAGCCAAGCAGCCAAGUACCGCAGCAGCAGGGUCAGCAUGGUCAGCAGGUGAAGGUGCAACCGAUUGCUGGAAAGCCGAAAGCUCUUACCAUCACCCCGCGUCCUCAGAUGCCGAAGAACAUUAUCCGGCUGCUGCCCGCUGGAAAUCCGGCUAUAGGCCAAGCCAAGCCAAACUCUGUGCAGAUCCUCGGACCCCGUGUGGUACCGCAAUCCCAGACAGUGCGACCUGUGCAGCAGAAGAUCGGCGCUGUGUCCAUUGUGGCCAGCAAACCGGUUACCAGCAGUGUGUCCGCUGCAGAAACUUCAAGUCCUGUGACCAUCAACACGAGUUCUCCUGUCACCGGGGGCGGAACCAUCGUGAAGAUGUCGCCCCAAGCAUUCGCCAGCCUGCAGCAGCAGCAGCAACAGCUGAAACAGAAGGUGAACAGUACCAAUCCUGCCCUGAACUCCCCGCAGCAAAGGAUCAUUGUGGGCAACACGGCCAUUUCCUCGAACAAAAAGAUCGUAUUCCAGUCGCUGACAAAGGCAGCACCCAAAAUACUCACCACAUCGCCCAGUGGCCCGGUGGCCAAGGCGACGACAAAUGUGUCGCCGCAGCAGCAGCAGAGAAUUGUGCUGCAGAACUUCAAGCAACCGGUGAUGGCCGCCAAUCAAUCCGGUACCUUAAAUGCCACGCGUGUGAUUCGGGCUACUCCGGCAACAGGUGUCGGAGGAAGUGGAUCAGUUGUGGGAGUGGGGAACUCCCAAACAGCCGGUCAAAUCAUCACUCUGGAUAGUCUGCUGCAAAAGCAACCUACUGGAGCUGGAAAGCUGCUCACCACGGCUGGCAACAAUAUCUUUCAGUUGGCCAGCUCGUCGGCGGGAAAUGUGAUUACCCUCAAUCCCAACCAGGCGACGACGAAGCAGUUGCCAACGAUGGCACGAAUUGUGAGUGCUACCAGCACUACCCAGGCGAAUGUGGUGCCCAAGAUUAUUGGGAAGACGACUGUGCUGCCGGGAAAACCACUUCUCCUUCACGCCAAGACGUUAAAGCAGCUGGGCGGCAGUGUGGCCACUACCCAGACCACCACAAGUGGAACCACGACCACAGCAGUGGGAGGAGCCAAUACGGCCGUGCGAACAGCGCAGAAUAUUGUGAUCGGCGGUCAGACGGUGAAGCUGCAGGGAGCGAUUUCCGCUCGAGGAACCGGUGCACCCGUUCAGACCGUCAUUAUGGGCAACCAACUUCUGCGAUUAGCCACCAGCAGCAGCAGCAACAGUGGAACCACUUCCUCUGGCGGCAUAGCGACGGCGCCCAAGACACUGCUAAUUGGAGCGGGAGGCACGCAAACGCUGCGCCUGGCCAAGAACGUACUGGUGGCCAACAAGCAACAGAUCACUAGCAGCGCCAGCAGCACUACGACAGCUUCUCCAGCGGCGACGGCUGGUAACAACAAUCUCGUAUUCGCCGUGCAAGGCAACGGCGGGCAGCUAUUCUUCACGCCCGGACUGCAGGGCAUGAACCUCAAGCCGCUGUCCAACCUAAAAGUGAUACCCAUGGCCACGGCGUCCACGGCAACUGGAGCGGCGGCGGCAGGUGGAAAAAUCUCCGUGACGACAGUGGCCGGCGAGACGGGAGCCAAGGCGCUGACCACCAAACUGAUCCCGGCCACGGUUCUCAAGACGGCCACUGGCAGCGGGAACUAGGAGGCUCGGAAGGAGAGCAGGAGGCUUGUUAACCACGUUGUUUACCCUUCCUCGGUUACACUUUCUACAAUCUUGUUUUAACCACGCGUGUAAUUUAUCUAUUUAGGCAGAAAGUUUGCAAAUAUUGCUUCGUACUAAGUAAAAACAGUGGACAGAC